GCCGAAAGAAGAAGAAAUGUUUGAGAUGCAUUAUUGUCGAAGAGAAACAUCAGAACUACUUAAUCUACAGGAAAUCCAGGUGCCAGUCCAAGCAGGACGCCGCGACCCUGUGUGAGUCCAUCAGGAACGACACCGACGGCACAGUCCUCAUCAAGAACGCAGGAACGACCCUGUGUCCGUUCACCGGCUCCCGCUCCUUCACGUUCCAGAUUCCCUACGGCGUGUGCGACCUCGACCACUCCAAGCUCUCCUUCCAUCAAUGACGACACCGCGCUCUUCUUCCUUUACAACCCGUGUCCCAAGCAGACUAGCCCGAACGUAUUUGCAUAUCCGGAGCGAGUUUCCUGCAUAGCCUCAUGGAGCGAAGGCGACACCCAUUAUAUGCUGGGGCAGCUUCUUGCCUUCCGCUACGGGGAUCCUGAAUACCGCUGCUACAUCUACGAGGAGAAGCCCGGCGAGAAUUUCCUCUACAGCAUGACGAGGACCUCGUCGUACUGCGGGGCCUACAGUCAGGACUACGAGUACUUCUACAGGAUCUACAAUGAGUCAGUAGCGCCCGGCAUGCCUGUAAUAGAGGGCUACGACCCCACGAAGGAGCUGUACCUAGGCGCGCCCCUCCGCCUGGUCUGCCGAAGCAGCGGAGGGUUCCCGCCGGCGAAGCUCAAAUGGUUCAGAAACGGCGACGAGAUCCCCUCGGAGAGCCUCGAGACGAAGGCGGGGUCCGAGAACCACAUCGACGUGAUGAUUCGCGAGGACGACGACGGGGCAGAGUACCGCUGCGACGCCAUCAACUUCGCCGACACCCUCGCCACGGCCGUCGUCUUGUUCCUGCGUCCUGACCCAGAACCGACAACGACUGCAGAGCCAGAAAUAACGACAGCCGUGACGCCAUCGACAACAGCAGCCGAAACAACAACAACUGCAACUACAACAGCCACAAUAACAACAGAUGCUACAACAACUGAUGCUACAACAACAACAACAACAACAACAACAACAGUAGCUCCAUCAACUACGACUACAGAGUUCUUCUAUGAAUACUACGUUGGUAAGAAUGUUGACGUACUGUUACACUAG
This is a messenger RNA of Penaeus chinensis, 1077 nucleotides long. RefSeq names its product endochitinase A-like. The coding region runs from base 382 to 1077 and encodes 231 amino acids. Lineage: Eukaryota; Metazoa; Arthropoda; Malacostraca; Decapoda; Penaeidae. The transcript is spliced from 5 exons. The record is from RefSeq and is a predicted model, not a curated record.